GAGUAGUGCCGUUGAAUUGAGUUCACAGUGAGAGUCAAUGCCGAUUCUUCUAUUUCGCUAAUCAUCCCACCGGUCGUCGUCGCCCCGGCUUGGAAAUACCGCGAUGGCAGCGAGACAUAUACCCUAAUGGAAGCAACCCCACUAGCUCUCUCUUCCCUUCUUCUUCGGCUUUUUCUCUAGAGUUCAACAACUCUCCUUCCCCUGUUUUUGGAAUCCAAGUUGAGCCGGUUAACUGUCUAAAAUCGAGACGAAAACACUGUUGAAUUUCCGAUCUGCCGGUGCCCUUUUCCAGCUCUCUCUCUCGAAGGUAGUGAUCAAUGGCGGCCGUGGGCUUUCGGUUCCACCCGACCGACGAGGAGCUCAUCACCCAUUACCUGAAGCUUAAGAUGACCGGCCUCGAUGCCCUAGUCGAUAGUGUCAUGGGCGAAGUUGAUGUCUACCGCUUGGAACCAUCGGAAUUACCCUAUCAUUCGCUGAUUGGUUCUUUUGAGGACCAAGUGUGGUAUUUCUUCUGCCGUCUGGAUUACAAGUACAAGAACAGUAAAAGGGCUAGCAGGGCGACUGAGAGUGGGUACUGGAAAGUCACCGGAAAGCCCCGUUUCAUCUUGGCCAGAGAUUCUGGCGACCAAAUUGGGGUUAAGAAGACUUUGGUUUUCUUCUACAGAGCUCGCGGUGACAUUAAACCCAUUAGUACCCAAUGGGUCAUCCACGAGUACAAGGCCGCAGAACUCCUUCCUGAUCAGAAGGAGUAUGUUAUCUGCAAAACUGAAGCACAAAGGGGAUGAUUGGACGAAGGGUAAAGUUAGCAUUGAUGGUGAACAAUAGUCAUGCUGCACCUGUUUAUGGUGUCGAAAAUCAUGGUCCUGCAAUCCCAGUGCAAGAAUCAGCUACUGCAAUGCAAUCACCAGUGUGGCUUGAGGAAGGUAUUUCCAUUGAUGAUUUCUUAGGAGACGAUGUAUUCACCAAUGAAACUAAUAACGGGUCAACCUUUGGAUUCGAGCCCGAUGAGGAACUGGAUCCAGACAGUUACCUUGGUAUCCCGGAUGAUGGCAUUCCACAGAUCUUGAGAGGAUAAUGUUUUACUCCAUCACUCUCUUAAACAAGGUCAACGUAAUUACGGCAGGAGUUAUACACCAAGGCCUCUCUGAACAUGAAGCUUCUUACUUCGGGGGUCAGGCGCAGUCAAAGUUUCCAAUUGCAUCAUUGCACCAAGAUAGCAAUCAGGUAAGAGACAGCGGAUUUGAAUACCAAAGUCUCUAUAAAGGUGAAGCUUCUUACUUCAUGCCUCAGGCGCAGGCCAAGCUUGCAAGUGCAUCAACGUGCAAACAAAGCAACCUGUUUGUUAAGCAGGGCCUUGGUCAAAUGACUCGAGCUGCAGAAGCUGGGAAGGGAAGAAGGCUCCUUCCAGAAGCUACAAGGGCCACCAAGUCAUCCCGCUUUACUAAUGCGCAUUCGGCACUGGAGUCGAGCCCGGCAGCUUCAGCUGCGGAAGCCUGCAAAGGACCUGUUUCAGUCAUACAAAUGGUGGAGAUUCCAGCAAGUAAUGUGCUCAAUUCACCAACUGUAUAUAUCGCCAACAUACUGCUGGUGUUGGCGCUCUUCAAUCUCUGACCUGGCCUGCCUUUUCUUCGUUGAAAGAAGUGGAUUUGUAGGUGUGAAAAACAUUAUGCUUCGCUAUAUGCUUAAAUAUUAUAUAUUGGUAAUCAUCCCUUCUCUAUAGAGUCAUUAUCUGAUCGUUUGUAUGAAUUUUGGACGACCACCGCUAGAAAUUUAG
Molecule: messenger RNA, 1774 nt
Organism: Linum tenue
Lineage: Eukaryota; Viridiplantae; Streptophyta; Magnoliopsida; Malpighiales; Linaceae
Source: the annotation of a GenBank genome assembly